Molecule: messenger RNA, 1239 nt
Organism: Xenopus laevis (African clawed frog)
Lineage: Eukaryota; Metazoa; Chordata; Amphibia; Anura; Pipidae
Product: electron transfer flavoprotein subunit beta
Exons: 7
Coding region: 261-1025 (254 amino acids)
Source: RefSeq, a predicted model, not a curated record
UCUGCCAGGUUAUUUAUCACUAAUGACGAUGGCAUAUCCGCGUCCUUGAGGCGCGCCCACACACAGGAUUGGCUAGGUGUUUAGAAGCACGUGCUACAGUCUGAAAGCGAAUUAGCCAAUUGAGUAAAACACACACCGGCCUCUAUUUGGGUUUUGAUAUGUGAUUGGCUCUUCCUUGGUGCGCACUGAUUGGCUGCCGGUCGAGUUGGUGGACUCCGAUUGGCUUUUUUCGUGCGUCUCUCUCCCAGUCCUUCUGAAACAUGGCGCUGCGGGCUUUGGUUGGUGUCAAGAGGGUCAUAGACUAUGCCGUGAAGGUGCGGGUGAAGCCCGAUAAGACGGGGGUGGUUACAGAUGGGGUGAAGCACUCUAUGAAUCCCUUCUGUGAGAUUGCAGUGGAAGAAGCAGUGAGGCUGAAGGAGAAGAAGAUUGUCAGUGAAGUCAUCGUUGUAAGCUGCGGCCCACAGCAAUGCCAGGAGACCAUCCGAACAGCUUUGGCAAUGGGAGCCGACCGAGGAAUACACGUGGACAUUCCUGCUAAGGAUGCUGAGAGCCUCGGCCCAUUCCAGGUCUCCAAGAUCUUUGCAGCACUGGCAAAAAAAGAGAGUGUGAAUCUUGUGCUGCUGGGGAAACAGGCCAUCGAUGAUGACUGUAAUCAGACGGGACAGAUGACCGCAGCUCUGCUUGACUGGCCUCAGGGGACAUUUGCCUCAGAAGUGAAAGUGGAAGGAGAGAAGUUGACGGUACUGCGAGAAAUAGACGGAGGGCUUGAGACCAUCAGCCUAAAACUCCCAGCAGUAGUCACCGCUGACUUACGUCUGAACGAGCCACGUUAUGCCACUCUUCCUAAUAUCAUGAAAGCCAAAAAGAAGAAAAUCGAGUCAGUGAAACCUGCAGAUUUGGGAGUCGACAUCACAAGCCGUAUACGCAUUUUAAGCGUGGAAGAUCCCCCUCAAAGACAAGCUGGCGUCAAAGUAGAAACCGUAGAGGACCUUGUAUCCAAGUUGAAGGAAAGGGGGCGAAUAUGAUGAGGCCUGCGGCACGACACUACUUCUAGAGGUUAAUUACUCGGCUGCUGUGGAUUCCUGGGGUGUGGCUUCUGCUGCCCCAGUGCCUUCCCCACGCACCAAUCAGAUUGUCCAGUCCUCUGUCCUUCCCCCAAUGGAGACGAGUGGAAGAGGAACCAUCGCUGUAAUUAAACCUGUUUCUAUAAAUAAACUUUUUGCCUUUGUACAUCCUGAA